Molecule: messenger RNA, 1112 nt
Organism: Penicillium brasilianum
Lineage: Eukaryota; Fungi; Ascomycota; Eurotiomycetes; Eurotiales; Aspergillaceae
Source: the annotation of a GenBank genome assembly
GGGCGGGCAGGCGGUGAGCCCAAGAACGGUAUUUUUCUGGUCCCGACUCAUAGCUUGCGUCUCUCCAGCAUUCACCUUAUCAUGGCGCUGUGACGCUCAGACAACAGACAAUAGCUAGCACUUGAUUUUCCGCUCAUAUCAUUUCGCCGGCCAUGUCGCGCUUUGGAGCCAAAAAGGGCAAUCGCGCGCCUGGCGCUGAAUUCACCUGGGAUAUGGACCCGGGGGGUGUGCCGGACACUGCUCCUACUCCAUUAUAUCCAGCAUAUGUUGUCCCGUUUGCGCGCAAGCUCUCCGAAAAAGAACAAAGUGAGGUGGACUACUACCGACACCUCCGCGAAAGAUUCCACGAGGGACCCUACUACUCUGUCCUCGACACCUCUUCCUCCUCAGCCAAGAAGGGUAGUGCUGCGCGCGCCAACUUCGAUCCCUUCCACGGCAUGCCCUCUUAUUCCGGACGAUACCAGAAGAAAAGAAGGACACUUCCCAAGGUUGCAAAUAUUGGUCGCGAGUAUGAAACACGAUACUUCCCUCGCGAGCUCUGGCAGACCAUUAUGCCCAACUUCCGCCCUAACGCAUCCAUCGACGGUUAUCACGUCCAGGCAGCUGCGAUUGGAAUCAAGCGUGGGUUCGAGGAUGAUGAGGAUGAGGAAGAUGAGGCCGCCAAGCGACGCGCCACCGGGGCAGAUGAAGAUGACGGAGAGGGAGACGUUGAUGAGGGCGAAUUGCUAGAAGGCGAUGAAGAAGCCGAAGAGGAGAUUGUGGAUGACGACUUUGAAGAUGAUGAGGAUGACAUGGGUGGUGAUUACAACGCAGAACAAUACUUCGACGGCGGUGACGACGAAUUCGGCGAUGAUGGCUUUGGCGAUGGUGGAGGCGGCGGUGAUGAGGAUACCUAUUGAGGCGCGAACUGAAGAUACCCUUUUCCUUAACAUUCUUUGUUCCAUACAUUCUUGUGUCUAUUUUUUGAUGCCAAAAUUCAGCGUUACGGUCUUCUGGGUUGACCUGUCAAUCUCGUUUGAUCUGCAUUAUGCGGCCCUUCAGGCUGUUCGGGCGUUUUCUGUUCAUCUAAUACGGUUGUCAGUUUCAACCUAACCACUCAAUGAUUACCAGAC